Messenger RNA from Pieris napi, 1241 nucleotides. RefSeq lists its product as uncharacterized. Gene Ontology annotation, cellular component: nucleus; transcription regulator complex. The coding region runs from base 240 to 1190 and encodes 316 amino acids. Gene Ontology annotation, biological process: regulation of transcription by RNA polymerase II. Gene Ontology annotation, molecular function: DNA binding. The transcript has 2 exons. The record is from RefSeq and is a predicted model, not a curated record. NCBI's taxonomy places the organism in Eukaryota, Metazoa, Arthropoda, Insecta, Lepidoptera, Pieridae.
GCGCUUUUAGUGUCACGCGGAUUUGCUCACGCACGCGGGAUUGGACCGCAUGCGUAGCAUCCGCAAAGAACAAUUUCAUAUAGGUAUCUAUUGUAAAGCGUGAUAAACGCACGCGGGACGCGGGGCGCUGUGCGGGGCGUCACCCCGGUGCGGGGUAUCCGCAUGCGUAAGCGCUGCCUACAACUUCAGUGCCCAUUUUAGAGUCGAGCGGGGCGCACGCGCCGUAUUGUACUACCGAAAUGAAAAUCGAUACAGAACGAGUAAUCAUUGAAGUUCAUCUGCGGCCCGUUUUGUGGGAUAAACGCAAUGAAUUAUACAAAAACAGGGACGCGAGGGAGGCUGCAUGGAGAGAUAUUUUGAAGGAAUUGGCACCUAACUACGAAAAUUUGAGCGAAGAGGAAAGAAAAGAGGCGGACAAGAAAAUACAACAACGCUGGCGAACAGCAAGGGACACUUACCAGAAAGACAAGAUAUCUGAAAAAAAUCAGCCAUCCGGCUCUGGGAGUAAGAAGAAGAAGAAGAAAUAUUCUUACUAUGACAUUUUGACUUUCUUAGACAGUACAACGGAAACUGCUGGAGAAGAGUCACUCUGUGAAGAAAUGUCUGAACAAAGUAAUUUAGAAACACCUAAUGAGUCCACGCAACCAGAUACUUCACGUCAAGAAAGUUCUCACCCAACAUCAAAACAAAAACAAGUAAAAUCUAAAAAGCAAGCACCAUCUGAAUUUGAGGCACAGUUAUUAGAAUGCUUAAAGUCUAAUCAACUGGAGCUAGAAAGUGAGGAUUUGGCUUUCUUUCAGUCUCUGCAGCCUUCAUUAAAAAGAUUCACUAGAUAUCAAAAACUAAUGUACAGAACAAAAGUGUUAAAUAUAGUUAUGGAAAUGGAAAGUCAAACACAACCUGCAUACUACAGUCCCAUACCUACAACAAGUUCUAGUGCUUUUACUGAGCUUGACAGUUUGUCACCGAUAAAUUGUCACCAAACCAAUAGUAUAAUCCAGGAUACUUCGAGUCUUAACGACAAUGCUAUUAGUUCUGCUGCAGUGAAUGACAAUGAAACUCUUAUUUCGACUGAAAGCGGCCUGUUUAAUAUCACGUCUUAUGACGUAAUUUAUACCCCAGCAACAACAUCAUCUACAGGCGAAAGUAAUGUCAACGCUCAGGAUACAAAUUUACAAAGAAAUGAAUGAUGUAAAAUUUGAUUUUUUAAUUUAUGAAUAAAACUCUUUUUAUUAAAAUGA